AUGGCCGACGACCCAAACAAUACAAGCGACAUACCGGGCCGAGCCGAGUCGGCCGCCAACAUAACAAAGGAGGAUGCUGAGACCACCGCCGCGCGGCGCGAGCUCAAGCAAACGACACUUUCCGAGAAGCGGGGCCGUGAGGAGGCCGACGUCGAUGGCAAGAUUCGUCGGUUCACCCCGCCGGCCAGCCUCAGUGUGGGGAAGGGCAAUGCCGCCUCGCCGAAGGAGCAGAUCGCAUCGCCUAAUAAGAAGCGGGCCCGCGACGAACCUGAAGCGAGUAAGGAUGUUGUCGAGGCCACAUUGGUGAAAUCCGAUGUGGACACGGACUCCAGUCCUGAAAGGACGUUGCACAAUAGGCGGGACCGGUCCGAGCCCGAGCAGAAGCGACGACGAGACCGGCAAGCUAGUGCAUCUGCUGUACUAGGGGCCAAGGAAGAAGUGGAACCCCUCUCUGCCAAGGCAUCUCCCAGGUCAAGCCUGGACGGGACACGCCGGGACUCGACGGGCGGGAAUGAUGAUCCCAAGAACAAGAAAACAUCCAGCACAAGUUUCGCUAAGUCAGGCUUCGCAAAGCUGGCUGGCUCGUCCACCUCACCGUUCGGGACUCAGGGCGGAUCGGCACAGCCCAAGCUGUUUGGCUCAUCAUCGAAAUCUUCAUCCUUUGGUCCCGCGCUCAGCGAGUCCGGCCCUUCUCUCGGUGCGCCCGCUUCCACGAAGCCAAAAUUCAACUUCAGCGGAGCAACGGCGUCGUCUCCAUUUGUCACGCAUAACGGGCAGGGCAGCGGGUCGUCGUCUGUGUUCAAUGCAAGCCCCUUUACGAGUAUAUCCGGCGGCACUCGUAUAUCGGGUUGGCUCAACCAGUCGAGCAAAGCCGGCGACUCGUUUAAGAGUGGCAAGUCGGCCGUGCCGUUUGGAGCACCUGCAACCGAGGACGAGAACACGUCAGGGGAGAAGAGCAUUGAUCAGAACAAGGGCGGGAGUACUGUUACUGAGGGUUCAUCUGAAGAUAAGAGCGGGGUGGGUAGUGGUGAGAUUCAGGACUCGAAAGGGACGCCCGAAAAGAAGCAGGUGUUAAAGCCGGUUGAGGUCGACAAUGGCGAAAGUCAGGAGGUUACGUUGUUCUCGCGUCCGGCGGAUAUGUACGUGUCGGAGAGCGGCAAGCUGAGACAGCGGGGCUCCGGCACACUCAAACUCAACGUUCUCAAGUCGACGGUCAAACUGGAUGACAAUGGUGUGCCCAUUCCGACUUCGUUCAACGAAUCUAUCUCCAAGCCCACUAAGGCGGAGUCGACGGUUGAGCCGGAUGACAAUAGCGAUUCCGAGUCGAAAGCCGAGCCGGAUGAUGGUGGCGCCCCCGAACCAACUUCGUCAGACACCUCGGUGCUGGGUGAAGGCGACAGUGGUAAACCCAAGGGGGGAAUUAAGCCCCACAAGCUGCCGCAAGCACGCUUCAUCAUGCGUCAAAAUUCCACUUUGAAUCUGAUACUCAACUCGACUCUGCAAGCGUCGACGACCAUCAUUUUCAACCCUGAUUACGAGAAUAGGGUGACGUUUAGUGCGACCGUAGACCGCAAGCUGACUACGGUUGUCGUGAGGCGCAAGCGCGGGCGGACCACGGGCGACACCACUCCCGUCGGCCCCAGAGUACCUUCACGCACUGCUCGUCCCCUGAAGAGUAUAUCCCGGACAGAUGCAUUGCCCUCUGGCCAGCCAGCCUCUGACACACUCACCCACGGCCCAACAUUAGCCAGCUUUGAGCCUGUUGACGAAGAUGCGGAUAAACCGCAACCACGACAAACGGAGGCUCCUAAAUCAACAUCAUACCCGAGAUCCCAACCCCGGACGAAAACAAAACCACCCCAAGCCAUCCAGCCUCCCACGCAUCCAUGGCCUCCUUAUUUCAACCGACUUGCACAGCUGCACCGCGCUCUUAACCUAGUGUCAACCUUCCUUGGAGCACAGAGGCAGCGGCAGGUUGCCCCAACACUAGAUACGCUACGCCCCGCAGUAGAAGCACAUACAAAAACACGCCCCUCCGGCAUACGCUUCGAAUAUGUCGACGAGGUUGACCUGGCACUCUCCCUAGGUGGUGCUGAGACCGAACGGGAGCGGGAAUAUCUUCUCCAAGACCAAUCCGCGCUGGGGCAGCCGAGAAAGGAGGUGUUGAUGUUUGAGUUUGUCGACGCUGAAUUGAAGCACGACGCUAAAGUGAACAAAUCCCGAGACAACGAAAAUCGUAUGAAGAUGCCCGUCUUCAGUCAGGCGCAAAUGGCGCGCCUAAUCGAACGCCGCAAUACAAAGUUUAAUCAGGCAAUCAACCAGUUUCUAGACAAAUGUGCCACGGACGGUCUGGAUCCUGAGAUGGUUCUCAAGGAUUCCAGCGCAAUGUACACCCCGAAAAUGACGGAAACUCAAGAACAACCGCGGCAUCUGAUCAGCACACUUCCUGCGAGUAUCCCACGCGAGAGGAAGAGCAUACCCGAGAUCAUCCAAGAACUCAAAGACAGCCCGUGGUACACGGGCCAGAUUGUACCGGAUGGCCAUCGAAUGUUUGAAGCACAAGAAGCUGUCUACGGCGACCUGCACUUCUUGCUGAGCCAGGACUUGGUCAACGCACUGUACAACACCAAGGGUAUCACGCAGUUCUACGCGCACCAAGCCGAAGCCAUUAACGCGCUCCACGCGGGCCACCACGUCGUCGUAGCAACUUCUACCAGCUCUGGCAAGUCGCUCAUUUACCAAUUACCCGUGCUGCACGCUCUCGAGCGGGAUCAUCAGACAAGAGCCAUGUAUAUUUUCCCCACCAAAGCGUUGGCGCAGGAUCAGAGGCGUAGCUUACAGGAGAUGGCGGCGUACAUGCCAGGGCUGGCGGACGUGAUGGUGGAUACGUUUGAUGGGGACACGCCGAUGGAGGACAGGAGCAGGAUACGGGAUGAGGCGAAGAUUAUUUUUACUAAUCCAGAUAUGCUGCAUAUCACGAUUCUGCCGCAGGAGGAGCGGUGGAGGACGUUUUUGAAGAAUCUCAAAUAUGUCGUGGUGGACGAAUUGCAUUAUUACAACGGACUGCUGGGCUCCCACGUUGCUUUUAUCAUGAGACGACUGCGUCGGACCUGUGCAGCACUCGGGAACCGGCGCGUCAAGUUCAUCUCCUGUUCUGCUACGGUGGGGAACCCGGAACAACACUUUAGGACGAUAUUUGGUGUAGAUGAUGUACAGCUGGUUUAUUUUGACGGCUCACCGUCAGGACGCAAAGAAUUCCUCUGCUGGAACACCCCAUAUAAAGACCCCCGUGACCCAGCCAGUGGCCGCGGUAACACCAUGUUGGAGUGUUCCCGGCUGUUUUGCCAGCUGAUCCUACGAGGCGUGCGGGUGAUCGCCUUUUGUCGGGUCCGUGAGCAGUGUGAAAAGUUAGUGAGUGCGGCAAAGCGGGAGUUGGCUUCUCUUGGCCGCAGUGAGGUGGCCGGCCGCAUCAUGGGUUACCGUGGGGGUUACACAGCGCAGGAUCGCCGGCAGAUCGAGAGUGAGAUGUUUGAGGGGAAACUCCUCGGCAUUGUGGCCACCACGGCGCUGGAGCUGGGCGUGGAUAUUGGGACGCUGGACUGUGUGCUCACAUGGGGAUUUCCCUACACCAUCGCCAACCUCCGGCAGCAGAGUGGAAGAGCUGGACGGAGGAACAAGGACUCACUGUCAAUCCUGGUUGGUGAUGGGUUUGCCACCGACCAGCACUACAUGCAGAAUCCGGACGAGCUGUUCAGCAAGCCCAACUGUGAGCUGCAGGUGGACCUAGACAAUAUGCUUGUCAAGGAAGGCCAUCUGCAGUGUGCGGCCUACGAGAUGCCCAUCCAGCCGACCGAGGACGCCGUCUACUUUGGCGAUGACCUCGCUCAGCUCUGCCAAAACCGUCUCAUUCCGGAUGAGACGGGCAACGGUGUUUUCUACCACACACACCCACGAUUCCGACCGUUGCCAUCGAGGCAUGUCUCCAUUCGCGACACGGAGGACGACCACUUCGCCAUCAUCGAUAUCACUAACAACCGCAACGUGGUGCUCGAGGAGCUCGAAGCGUCCCGCGCCACCUUCACAAUCUACGACGGUGCCAUAUUUUUACACCAGGGCGAGACGUAUCUCGUCCGCGACUUCAGGCCAGACAAGCAGCUCGCACGUGUCGAGCGUGUCAAAGUGGACUGGCUCACGUCGCAGCGCGACUACACCGACGUCGACCCGAUCGAGACGCACGCCGUCAAGCGAAUCGCCCGCUCACCUUCAUCCUCGACCUCAUAUUCGCCCUCGUGUGCCUACUACGGCGCAAUUCGCAUCACCCAAGUCGUCUUCGGUUACUUCAAGGUCGAUCCGCGCAAUAACAGCCGCAUUAUCGACGCAGUCCCCGUCUCCAACCCGCCCGUCAUCCGCCACACCCGUGGCAUGUGGCUUGACAUCCCGCCACGCGCCCUCGCCAUCCUAGCCGCACGGCGUCUGCACCCGGCGGCCGCGAUCCAUGCCGCGCAGCACGCGCUCAUGAGUCUAAUCCCAAAUUUCGUCGUGAGCAUGCCGGGGGAUGUACGGACCGAAUGUAAGAAUGCGACCAAGGAGUUCUCAAAGCGCGAGACACGGCGGAAGCGGCCAGCACGACUGACGUUUUAUGAUGCGAAGGGUGGCAAAAAUGGAUCAGGAAUCAAUACCAAAGCGUUUGAAUUCGUGGAUAUGUUGCUGCGGCAGGCUCUAGCGCGGGUAUUGGCUUGUCGAUGUGCCGAUCCGGGGAGUGAGGCGGGGAAUGAUGGGAGCGGGUGUCUCGAGUGUUGCGCGUCGGAGCUAUGUAGCAAGAUGAAUCAGGUGCUGAGCAAGGCUGGGUGUGAGGUCGUGCUCAAGGUGUUGCUGGGCGAGGAGAUCGAUAUUGAGGCGCUGCCGAUGGGGCCAGAGGACGGAAGUCCGUUGUUUGAAGGAGUUGAGACGGUUGUGGUUGCGGAGACUGUGUUGGGGCAGGAUGGGAGGGGAUUGCACGUUGAUAGAGAGGAGUCAGAGCAGGAGGGUGGAGACGGCUGA
This is a messenger RNA of Dichotomopilus funicola, 5040 nucleotides long. RefSeq lists its product as uncharacterized. Lineage: Eukaryota; Fungi; Ascomycota; Sordariomycetes; Sordariales; Chaetomiaceae. The record is from RefSeq and is a predicted model, not a curated record. The transcript has 8 exons. Bases 1 to 5040 code for a protein of 1679 amino acids. Gene Ontology annotation, molecular function: nucleic acid binding; ATP binding.